AUGGCAAACAAUAAGUACAGAAAGAUUACCAGCACUGAACACUCGGGAAGCGUGAGCUUUUUCUCAUCUCUAUUUUUCCAAUGGAUCAACAUUCUUAUAAAGACAGGGAGUGAAAGAGCUGUUGAUAAAAAUGAUCUUUUACCUCUUAAAGAAGAAAACACUACUUGUUUUUUGACAGAGGAGCUUCAGGCAAAAUGGACCGAAGAAACAGAUAAUAGCAGAAUUCAGGAUGUUAAACCAAAACUUUGGAAAAGUGUAUUUAAGAUGCUAACGGCGAAGGACUCAGUAAUCCUCAUUACAGCUGGAAUUAUAAACACAAUUUGCCGCAUCUUCCAACCACUGCUUCUUGGGUACCUUAUAAAAUCUCUGAUGAUUACAAGGCUACAACACAAUUAUUUUCUCUAUGGAUGUGCUUCCGCAUUGGGGAUAAAUGAAUUGAUCUGUUCUCUUAGCAUGCACCAAUUUGAAUACCGAUGUGGGGUGUUUGGAAUCAGAAUCAGCAGCGCCCUUAAAGGAUUAGUCUAUAUGAAGGUAAAUUACUAAAAGAAUUAAGAUAAAAUCCAUUAGGAAAUUGAGUAAUUUUAAUUUUCAGUGGACAAAAACCUUGUAUCAGAAUAAUUACAAGCUUAUUGCAUUUUUUUUCACAUUUUUCAAGGGCUAUGAAUGUAAUAAAUUGUAUGAAAUAACUGCGAAGAAAAGGUUCUUGUUGGAGCCCGAGAAGACAAACUUCAAAAGCCUCAAAUUUCACAAGAUGAAAUCUUUUGCAUGACGAAUUUACCUUUGUUUUCUCAAUUCCUGUGAAAAUUGAAGUUCAUUUUCUCGGGCUCCCGUAAGAAAUUGUCUUUGGUGUUAUUACAGAUAACUAAUUACAUCUAUGGCCCUUGAAAAGUGUAAAAAUGAAUGCCAUAUGGUUCAAAAUUCUGGUAUGAGGUUUUUGUCCACUGAAAAUUACAGAUUUAAAGAUGGAUUCCGUCUUAAUUCAAGAUGUCAAGUAGGCCAAACUUAAAGGUAAAUCAAGGGUUAGCUUAAAAACACUACGCUAUUAGCGAUGUCUGAGAAAGUGAAACAAAACGAAUGAUUUUUAAUAGCUGAAUCAAUAUAAUCAAUUUGCCAACGCUAGUUCUCAAGCUAGCCUCUCCUUAAAGUUAAUAAACUUAACAAAAAAAAACAAGAGAACAAGAGUAUAGUUUUUAUAGUUACUAUGACAACGACAGAAAAACAACAAUAAAAGACAGCUACUAACCUUUUGUAUGGGUUUUCAUGAAGAGGUCCUGGGGAAAGAAAAGAAAAAUCGAUUCUUUUAUGGUGGCUCCAUAAGGUUUUUUAGGGGCAAUACUUAUCAAGUUUAAGUAUUAAAUAAGUCGCCAUUUGACAAAGAUUUGGGAAAAUGACUGCAACAGCUGUAUUAGAUAAAGAUGAAAAUUUGUUGUGAUUAGUGUUACAAUGACAUCGGAGUGUCUAUAGCAAAGAAAUGACGUCAUUACCCAUGUUACUUGCAGCCGUAUUUCUUGGCACUGAGAGGCGUUUUCUCCAAAAUCGUUGACGGGAGCGUUUUUCUCCAAUAGCUGCCUCGAUGUUCGUGAAGUUUGAGUGUUUUGUUGGGUACUGAUGUUCACGUGAAAAUGAAUCUUGGAGAAAAUACCCUGAAUAAUUAGACGCUAUCACUAUUAAAUACGAAAUUUCGAACAAGAAAUUAGAGCAUUGUAGCCCUUAUUUUAUUGCCUUACAAGCUGUCAAUGAUCUUGAAACUAAAAGGUCAUAUAAAAGGACGGUUCAUCACGAGAAUCUCGAAAUCUUAAAAUGAUCUAUGGAACGAUUUCAAAAUUGUUUGCUCAUUUGUUAAAGUAAACCAAACUAUUUUACAAAAACCGCUAUCAAGAGCACCUCAAUGCAGGCUAAUCAAAUCCCGCUUUCUUGAGAUAGGCUAAAGCUAUCCCAGUGAUCUUUUCCAGCAGGUUUUAUUAUUAGGUAAAAUUGCAUUUCAAGAGUGCUUCGUUUUCAUAAGAGAACGGCCGAACAUCAAGAUUGUCCAGAAUUUGCUGAAUUUCUGAUCAUAAAUUUAUUUCAAAAAUAUCUCGAUAACCCUGUGAUAGAUUUCGCUCAAACUUCAAGAAAAUCGAGGCAGCUAUUGGAAGAAAGAGCACCCGUGAAAGAUUUUAGAAAACCCCUCCAAGUGUCGAGAAAUACGGCUGCAAGUAAAAUAGGUAAUGACGUCAUUUCGUUGCUAUGAGGCUCGAUGUCAUCGCAACACUGAUCAUAAAAAAUUUCCAUCUUUGUCUUAUAAAGCUGUAGUGGCCAUUGGUUAAAUUUUUGUUUAUGCACAAAAUUGGGAGGUGAAGGCCCUGAAAAACCUCCUCGAGCCACCUAAAACUAUUAUUCACACUCGAACUGAAGAUGACAACAAAGAUCAAAGUUAAACACUUCCAAAGUUUUCAUUAGAAUAGACAAUGACAAUCAUCAUCACCACCACCACCGUCACCAUCAUCAUCAUUAAAAUAAUCCUUUUAAUAACCCUCAACAUCAUCAUCGUCGUUGUCAUCGUCGUUGUCAUCGUCGCUAUCAUCAUCAUCAUCAUCAUCAGUCCUUUUCGUGUCCAAAGACACAUACGUGGCGAAAUAAUCAAAAGACCAUUCUCUGGAUUUUAAGUAUCGAUAUACUGUCAUAAAAGUUGUUAAAACGGAGCUCUUCUUGCUGGCGACGACCUUAUGUAAAGACAGAUUCCUCAACUUUGUGCUUUCUUGCAGACUCUCCUUCUCAGCAAGGAUUCGUUGCUUAAGUUUUCAUCCGGUCGAGUUAUUGAUCUCGUAUCAAACGAUGUUCAGCGAAUUGAGGGCGAUACUUUCCAGUUGUUUUUUGAGGGAGCUCGAUCUCUUAUGGAGCUCGUAAUCGUAACAUGUUUACUUGUCAACCUAAUCGGAUGGCAGACUGUGAUGGGAAUCCUUUUACUGUGCAUGCUGAUGCCAUAUUUUGCUGGAUUUUCCUAUGCUGGAGCUAUACUGCGCCUGCGUACAGCAGCGCUUUCUGAUCACCGGAUCACAUUGAUCAAAGAGGUUGUUACUGGGAUUCGCGCCAUCAAAACAAACGCAUGGGAAGACGAAUACAGAAAAAAAAUAAAAAACGUCCGAAGGUAA
Porites lobata is the source of this 3131-nucleotide messenger RNA. Lineage: Eukaryota; Metazoa; Cnidaria; Anthozoa; Scleractinia; Poritidae. The record is from the annotation of a GenBank genome assembly.